AGACGAGCCGUGGAUGCAUUUCGGUGUCCUUUUGUGGCGGCUGUUGUGUGUUGUGAAAUGCUGCUGCGUUCAUACUUUUACCUGUGUGUCUUGUCGCUGUGCUUUGGUCGGACCUGAGAGCAGAUGCCACUGCAGGCAGUGCGUCGUGCGUGCGUUGUUCCCGCCAACGGCAAAGAUCGUCUGCUUCAACGGAUCGGAUGCCUAGUGUGUGUGUGAGAUUCCCUUUCAGUGUGGAACGACCAACAACUGUGGAUUACGUAGACGGAAUGUGGAUUGUAACCGACUGUUUGAGGUUCGGCCUUAGACACGUCUGAAUGGCAAGGCUGGUGGCAGGAUGGCUGUACUUUCUGUGUCUGUGCCUCACGGCUGGAGCUCGGCGAGGAGGUGGCAUGUACCGGACGGCGUACGCGUGCGAGGGUACCCAGCUGAGCUUCUCGUGCGCCGACGGACAACUCAUCUCUCUGAUCCGGGCCAACUACGGGCGCUUUUCCAUUUCCAUCUGCAACGAGCACGGUACCCUCGAUUGGAGCGUCGACUGCAAGUCAAACAGAUCCUACGCUGUCAUACAAGAAAGCUGCGGAAUGCGGAGUCGCUGUGUGCUGCCGGCAUCGACGACGCUCUUCGGAGACCCAUGUCCAGGCACCUUCAAGUACCUGGAAGCGCACUACAAGUGCAUCGCAGAAUCUCCCACGACAACCGCUAGCACGACGCCACUCACGACCACGACCAGCUCGACGACCAGCCGUCCCCUCAUCAUCAUCCCCGCUACUCAAUAUCAGAAGCCCAUCCUCGCGACGUCUCCCGCGCCUCCACCCCGGACGUCCACGGCGUCGUCAACGACUUCGUCCACGACGUCUACGACAGCCUCAAGGUUCACGCAGGUGACGAGCUCCACGACGACGACUGCAAGUACGACCACAACGUCCACUAGCAGUUCGUCACCGCCGUCGACCUCUACGGCGUCGAGUGUGACUCGUGCUCCGACGACUUCAGAGAGGCCUUCCACGGUGGCCGAUUCGCAGCUCGGAAAAGGCCGCUAUCUGGAUGAUCCUUCUGGUCCGAGCCUCGUGCAGCCUCACAUCCCGCAGCAGCAGGACCUAUUCUGCGCCCCCGUGCAGACGAGGAACAUGCUGUGGAACUGGACACGAGCCGGCGAUACUGCCUACCAGAAAUGCCCUAGUGAUGCCAUAGGCCGUGCGAGGUGGACUUGUCUUGACACGAGCGUGCCAACGUGGGACUCGGACACGCCAGACCUCAGCUCUUGUUACUCCGUUUGGAUGGACAACCUCAAAGGAAGGGCGGGUGACGGUGAUUCAGUGGUGAGCCUGGCGGUAGAGCUUGAGGUGAUGACGCGAACCAAGUCUCUGCUCGGGGGAGACAUGCUGCAAACGACGGCCCUCAUGGAGAACCUCUUAGCUACCAUGGCACGACGCAUGGAUGACUUGCCUGAUGACAAGGUGCGAUACCAGGUCGUCAAAGAACUGCUACAGAGCGUGGUAGAGGUAAGCAGCAACCUUCUGGAAGACUACCAAAAGGAGUCCUGGAGGGAAUUGCCCCCGGGCCAGCGGCGCCGUGUUGCAGGAUCCCUCCUGGGAGCCCUGGACAACGCCACCUGGCUCCUGGCGAGCACAAAGAACUCCGCCUUUCGGUUCUCCAGGGCACACGGCAACGUCUUGGUGUCUGUGAGACUGGUGGAGACGUGGUCGUCCUCGGAGAUUCGUUUUCCUGCUCACGAAGACGUGCACGGCACAGUCUGGAUACGGAUGGAGGACUCGCUGGUGUUUCCGCCGCAGGCUCUCCUGGCAUCCGCGAGAAACGGUCUUGUCAAGAUGGUGUUCCUCGCUUACCGGAACAUCGAAGACUUCCUGGGCCCUGAACGUAUGGCGAACGAGCCCGAGCGCAUUAUCAACUCGCGAGUGCUGUCGGCUUCCGUCAACAGCCAACACAACUUGAAGCUUCACCAACCGGUGGUGAUCACGUUCCAACACAGGCACGUGGAUAACGUCACCAACCCGAGAUGCGUCUACUGGAACCUUGCCGCUAACGAUUGGUUAACCGAUGGCUGCUGGUUGAGAGAGACGAACGUCAGCCACAGCGUGUGUGUCUGCAAUCAUCUGACAAGUUUCGCCCUCUCUAUGGACAGGAGUCCUCCAGACCUGACCAUGCAGAGGCUGCAAACCUUCGUGUACGCCUCUUUUGCCGUGUGCAUGUUCCUGCUGCUCGUCACCAGUCUCACGCUGCUCGCAUUCCGGACGAUGAAAGGGGACCGUGUCAGCAUCCACAAAAACGUGUGCCUCUGUCUACUGGUGAGCGAGGCCCUACUAGCUAGCGGGCUAAGCGGCGUAGCGCAGCGGGUCGUAUGCGGCAUUCUGGCGGGCUUUCUACACUACUUCUGGCUAGCCGCUUUCUUCUGGAUCUUACUCGAGGGAUUCCAACUGUACACCAUUCUCCUGGACGUUCUGGGAACGACCGCUUCGCGGCUACGGUGGUACUACUUGACGGCCUACGCGUCGCCGGCCGUGGUCGUCUGCGUCGGGGCGGGAAUCAACCCGGCUGGAUACGGGUUGGCGAGGGGAUGCUGGUUAGACAUGAACAGCUACCAGCUGCUCAGCUUCGUAGGGCCAGCUGCUUUCUGCGUCCUGUUGUGCCUGGUGUUCGUGGCGCUGGUCUUCUGCAAGGCCCAUCGGCACACCGAUGCAGCGCUCAAGAGCAAAGAGCACGAGAGGAUAACCAUAGCCAGGUGUCUAAGCAUGGACACGACAUUGUUGCUCCUGUCGCUAAGCCUAACGACGGCGUUCGCGCAGCUCUACCUACUGGAGCCCUCAGCAACUUACACGUGCGUCUUCGCGAGUCUCAAUAUUUUACUCGGUUGCUUCGUGUUCGUUUUCUACUGCCUCCGAAAUGAAAAGGUGCAACGUGUCCUGGAAGAGCGAGUUCCCCUGGGCUGCCUCCGCGUAGGAGGGACGUCCGCGGGGACGUCCCAGCCUCCCAGCCUGUUCGUGCAUGCCAACGGCUUGCCCUAUAGUUGUGGAGCCCAGCAGUCCUGGAGUUCACAGAAGGAGCCACAGUCCUCCGAGGUAGACAACUGUGCCACACCGCAAGGUCUCCCAUCUAUAGCCACAGUCAACUAUCCGGGUGAAGAACACCCCAUGCGCAGCUGGGCGUGGGCUAACGACGGGGCUCCCCCUUACGGUCACUGGGCCACCGUCGACUGCUGGCGUCCGCCAGACCCCCGCGUGGACCACGUGUACGAGACCAUCGACGACGACCCAUCGGACGCCUGGAGGUCUCUCCACCAUCAACUGAGAACCGCGCAGAGACCUCCGGCGCACAGCUACCAUUCGCUCGGGAGGCCCGACUGCAGUGUUCAGAAGAGGAUCCCCAACGACCGCGCCACCAUUCUCGGGUCCUUGAGCGCCGUCUUGACGAACUCUCCGCGAACCAGACCCUUAAUCGGAGACGCCUCGUCGUGUCUAAGGCCUCAGGUGGCGUACUGUGACAUAAAGACAGACUCUUCCACCAGUUCCCUAAUGGAAGGCGACGAGGACCGACAGACGAGUGCCUGCUGGACCAAGGGCUAUCGCGAAGCUCAAACGGAGCGACCUUGUGAAGGAGUGGAACAUUUUUGACCCUCCCCGGCGUUCCCUGACCGAAUGCUCAACAGAAGCACCGUGGGUUGUGCUUGUACUUAAGAGGCACCAUUAUUUAUUGCGACUGGCCUGCGGCCGUCGUAGAACUGAAAGGACUUGUUUUCAAUGCCGAAUGCGAGACAUAUCAGUGUGACUUGUGUUGUGCAACGCGCGGAACGUGACGUGGACAAAGAAUUCAGCUUGUCUCUCUUUUUUUUUUUUUUUCGAUAAUGGCCAUUCGAAUGCAGAGGUUACUAGUCAACCGAACAGACGUAAAAAAAAAAAAUAGUUUCCGUUAUUGAGAUUGAGAAGAGGUCGAAGUGGGGAAACACGUAUUUUUCUUUCGAGCUCAGCCAUAACUCCUGGUUCGGUGGAGCUCAAGUUUCCGGCCAUAUUUAAUCGAUAAAAAGAGCGUGAGUUGGUUUCAACGCAAAAAUGUUAAUGUCGUUCGUGUGCAGUCCUUGUGAUAACAAAAGGGCACGGCAGACGAAGAGGAUCACGGAAAAAUAUUCAUUUUCAGCCAGUACGGAUGAAGCACGUCCUGAUAAGAUGAGAGUCGAGCGUUCACAUUCUUUGUGGUGCUGCUUUGUCACCCUUUCAGCUUGUUCUAAACCCAAGUGGCCGUUUUCUACGUAUACAUGUAUCUGUUCGCUAGAGCAGUGUUUUCCAGAUAAGGUUAUUCAGUUCAGGUGUUCUUUAUUAUCGUGUCAUACCACAACGGCCGGCUUUUAUUACGAACCCAAGCUAUAAAUGUUGAUUCUCACCCCCACGUAUGUUUGGGUGGCGCUUCGCUCGCAUUUUUCCUUGCCGUGGUUUCCGGAGACAUAUCGGACGUGAAAGAUGCUUAUCUCAGCUAUUGCCAUUUCUGUGAUACAAAUGGACUGUAAAUAAUCACCUUUAGGGACACAAAAAAAGUGACGUGUCAUGGUCGCGUGAUGUUCAAGUAAGUGCAAACAAAACGUUUCUUGUGUCAUUGGAUGAACAAAAAAAAAAAAUGUUUUGUACCAUAUGUCAUCCUCUUGGUCAUAGAUCCUCGACAGGGUCCUAUACGUAUCGUGAUCACUAGGUGGCAAUCAUUGUCAAUCUUUUUUUCUUCGGGACUCAACUAUAAAGAGAUUGAAAUAAACCCAGUUGUUUGCGA
Molecule: messenger RNA, 4770 nt
Organism: Ornithodoros turicata
Lineage: Eukaryota; Metazoa; Arthropoda; Arachnida; Ixodida; Argasidae
Product: adhesion G protein-coupled receptor L1-like
Exons: 19
Coding region: 315-3629 (1104 amino acids)
Biological process (GO): cell surface receptor signaling pathway; adenylate cyclase-activating G protein-coupled receptor signaling pathway
Cellular component (GO): plasma membrane
Molecular function (GO): G protein-coupled receptor activity; carbohydrate binding
Source: RefSeq, a predicted model, not a curated record